Stereum hirsutum FP-91666 SS1 is the source of this 906-nucleotide messenger RNA. RefSeq names its product short-chain dehydrogenase/reductase SDR. The record is from RefSeq and is a predicted model, not a curated record. Gene Ontology annotation, molecular function: oxidoreductase activity, acting on the CH-OH group of donors, NAD or NADP as acceptor. Bases 1 to 906 code for a protein of 301 amino acids. The transcript has 8 exons. Lineage: Eukaryota; Fungi; Basidiomycota; Agaricomycetes; Russulales; Stereaceae.
AUGGCUGAAAGACUCGAGCAAGUCGCCGGACAUCUCAGUAACACUCAUAGCCGCGGAUUGUUGAACGGCGAGGUAGCAAUCAUCACAGGCACGUACUUUCAGGACUAUAAAUAUGCAAAGGGCAUUGGACGAAGUGCUGCUCUCCUUUUCGCCAAAGAAGGAGCUAAGGUCGUGGUCAGCGAUCUGGACGAGAAGAAGGCACAAGUCGUGGUAGACGAAAUCAAGGCUGCUGGCGGCGAUGCCUUCGCGGUUGGAGGAGACGUUGGCUCAGAGGAGUUUCCGAAGAAGAUUGUGGACGCAACCAUCCAAAAGUUCGGUAAAAUCAACCAUAUAGUUAACAACGCUGGCUUCACCUAUGAUCGCAUGCUGCACACAAUGCCCGACGACGCUUUCGACAUCAUAAUGAAGAUCCAUGUCCGUGCUCCCUUCAGACUCGUGCGCGCUGCCGCACCUUACAUGCGCCUCAAGGGUGACGACCGUCUUGCCAACCGCUCGAUUGUCAAUGUCUCCUCGGUCGCAGGCCUGCACGGAAACGUCGGUCAAGCUAACUAUGCAGCCGCAAAAGCUGCCGUGACCGGUUUCACCAAGACCAUUGCUAAGGAGUGGGGCGCUUUCAACGUUCGCGCUAACACCGUGGCGUACGGCCACGUCCUCACCCGAUUGACUGCGGCGAAAGAGUCGGGGGCGACGAUUGAGAUUGACGGUAAGAAGGUAGCUCUGGGUGUCCCAGGAGCGAAGCCCGCAGGGACGAGUCUUCCUGCAGAUGCGAAGUCGUUCCCUCAUAUCCCUCUGGCUCGCCCGGGAACAGCAGAUGAGGCCGCCGCCGCCAUGCUCUUUUUGGCCUCGCCACUGGCGUCUUAUGUUUCUGGCCAUACCCUUGAGGUCACCGGUGGAAUGGGCAUCUGA